Molecule: messenger RNA, 2655 nt
Organism: Camellia sinensis
Lineage: Eukaryota; Viridiplantae; Streptophyta; Magnoliopsida; Ericales; Theaceae
Source: RefSeq, a predicted model, not a curated record
AUGUGUUGUAAUAAUGGAACCAUUGUUUUGCCACCAGUAACAGCUCCAAAUCAGAUGAUUGAUAUUUUCUCUGACCAAACAGUGGAGGGUUGUCAUUUCAGACAAAAUAUUCGAUCCUAUAAUCAUGUUUUCUCAUUCACUUCAAUAGGUGUUCAUGUUGAUGAAAACUUAGCAACAAGAACUCGAGGUGUGUACACGUUUCGUGCACAAGGAUCCAUAUAUCAUAAGAUCAGGAGUCUCUUACCAAAUUCUAGCGACAGACUGAGAUAUUUGCAACUGUAUGUUUAUGACAUUGACCACGAGAAUGAGAAUCGAAUGUCUAAAAAUAGAGAAUUACACUUAGAUUUGCUUGACAAGAUAAAGAAUAUUUUAAAUGCUCAUAAUCCAUUUGUACACACGUUUCGCCAGUUAGCUCAGCGUCCAGAUAUACAUGAAUGCAGACUUCAGAUCAAAGAGCAACCACGUAAUAGGCCCCAAUACAACCUUCCGACUGCUCCUGAAGUUGCUGUAGUAUUAGUAGGCGCCGAAGAAGCAGGAAAUUUAAGACCAAGAGAUAUCAUUGUCCAAUCAACCAGUGGUCAACUCCUAAAUAUUCCUGAUAUUACCGGAUAUUAUGAUCCAUUACAGUAUCCUCUGUUGUUACCCUAUGGUUCAUAUGGAUGGGAUGCAAAUAGCAGAAGUAAUGUCGGUCGUAGAACAAUAUUACCGUCGUCAUUUGUUGGUAGCCCACGAGACAUGUAUCAACGAUAUCAAGAUGCAAUGGCUCUGGUCCAAAAGUAUGGAAAACCUGAUCUUUUCCUUACAAUGACUUGCAAUCCAAAUUGGCCUGAAAUUAAAGCUGAGUUACUACUUGGACAGUCACCACAUGAUCGCCCUGAUUUGCUGACAAGAGUAUUUCAUUCAAAAUUUGAUGAGAUGAAGACCGACAUUCUUACAAAACAUGUACUCGGGAAGGUUCUAGCAUAUGCAUAUGUUAUUGAGUAUCAAAAAAGAGGCUUACCCCAUGCCCACAUGGUCAUUAUUUUGGAUGAAAAUGAUAAGUUACGCACUCCUGACGAUUAUGAUAACAUUUUCAUAGCUGAAAUUCCAGACAAGAGAUUAGAACCUAGAUUAUACAGUGCAGUUCUGAAACACAUGAUACACGGCCCAUGUGGAAUGUACAAUGAACGAUCACCAUGUAUGACAAAUGGUCGGUGCAAAAGACGUUUCCCAAAGUCAUUUUCUCCAAUUACUACACUUGGAAACGAUUCAUACCAUGUUUAUCGAAGAAGAGAAGGGGAGUCAGUUCCAUUAGAGAGUAAUCCAAGCAUCUUGGUGGAUAAUAGUUGGGUCAUUCCAUACAACCCAUGGUUACUCUUGGAAUAUGAUUGUCAUAUCAAUCUUGAAAUUUGCAGUAGUGUUACAAGUGUGAAGUAUUUAUACAAAUAUGUUUAUAAAGGGCCUGACCGUGUUGCACUAGAAGUUCGUCAAGGUCCUAAUUAUGACGAAGUACAACAGUUCAUAGAUGGAAGAUGGCAAGUGUGGUUUUAUACGUUCCAAGACAUCACAAAUGUUUUAGGAGAUGAGUAUUAUUCCAGAACAAUGCUUACCCAAUUCUUUCAAUUAAAUGUUGAUGACGAAACUGCAAAUCGGUACUUAUAUCGAGAGAUCCCUCAACACUAUAGAUGGUGCAAUAGCACAAAGAUUUGGCAGUUGAGAUUGAAUCGUCAAAGAGUAAUUGGUAGAAUUUACACAGUUUCGCCAUCAGAAGGGGAGAGAUUUUACCUAAGAAUUUUACUCAGUCAUAUCAGAGGACCAAAAUCAUUCGACCAUUUGUUAAUGGUUAAUGGAAUUGCGUACCCAACUUUUAAACAAGCAGCUGAACAUCAUGGUUUGUUAGAGCAUGAUGAUAGCAUACGACAAUGUUUGUUAGAAGCUGUAACCAUGCACAUGCCAUCAACAUUAAGGAGAUUGUUCGUUACAAUUUUGGUUUACUGUAUGCCAACAGGGGUGCAAAGUUUGUGGGAUGAAAUUUAUCCUUACUUGAUUGAAGAUUACAUAUCUUCAAACAGUAUGAAUAAUAUGUAUAUCCUUAACAAAACUCUGCAAGAUAUAAACCGUCUCCUGCUACAGCAUAAUAAGAACAUAUCAGAAUACGAUUUGCCUGAGAUGACAAUGAAUUUGGAUGAUAAUUCAACAAUUCCAAAGGUCAUACAAGAUGAGCUUUCCAUUGUAACUCUUCGAGAAGACUUAAAUUCCAUUCCACGAGGAACUGGAAAAACAUAUUUAUAUCGUGCACUGUUGGCCUCAGUGAGAAGUCAAGGUCGAAUUGCUAUUGCAACAGCAACUUCUGGAAUUGCAGUUACACUUUUACCUGGUGGAAGGACAGCCCAUUCAAGAUUCAAGAUCCCAUUAAAUCCAGAGGCUUCAUCCAUGUGCUCCAUUACUAAACAAUCAGAUUUGGCAGAAUUAAUUAGACAUGCAACAAUCAUCAUUUGGGAUGAAGCUACAAUGACGAAUCGUUAUGCUUUUGGAGCUUUGAAUCGAACACUCAUAGACAUCACUGGUGUUGAUUAUCCAUUUGGUGCAAAAUUAUGGUGUUUGGUGGUGACUUUCGUCAAGUACUUCCAGUUGUUCCUAAAGGUACAAAAGCUGAAACUAUUGCUGCAUCGAUAG